CCGGGCCGGGCCGCGGCUCAGUCUCUCGUCGUCCGGGCCGACCCUCGGGUCCCACCGGCAGGUCCUGUCCCCCGUCGUCCCGCGGGCCGAGUCCACCCACGACACGGCCGCACCUGCGCCGCGCACCUGUGCCGCACCUGCGCCCCGCUGGCGAUGUGAGCCGUGCACCUCUGCCUCUGCGCCGCUGAGCGCCGCUGUGCGCCGCCGGCCGGGGAGGCGCGCUGCGUUGCGCGGGUCAAGCCCGUGGAGGCGGAGUCAGUCCGCCCCCCCGCGGGGCCAGCUCCAGCGCUCCCGCCCGUGGGGGUGGAGGGGGUAGCGCGGCUCCGGCAGCUCCGGCGGCUCCGGGACCCCAGCCGCCCCUGCCCCUGCGCGGGGCUGCCCCGCCCGGCCCCGCCCGGCCCCGCCCCGGGCGCAGCCUGGCCCGUAGCCUGGCGCAGCCCCCUCGCUGCACGUGCAGGCACUCCGCGGCCCGCAGGAGAGCAUCGCGGACGCCACGCCACUGCGCGUCCAGGAUCACGUUCGGGAGCUGGACCGGCGCGUCCCGCGCCCAGCGCCUCUCGCCCAGCAGCGUCUGCAGCGACACCUCAGGUCCCAGGAUCGCCGCGCGCGCCCCGGCCGCCGGGAUCAGCGACGCCUAGCCGACGCCGCCCGGUGCAGCCAUGCUGGCCGCCAUCAUGGUCAUCGCCGCCGCCGCGCUGCUCGGUGCAUUCGCGCCCGUGCGAGGAGGCAACUGCUGGUCGGGGAUGUCGCGCAACGGCCGGUGCAUGGACCUCAUCCAGGAGAAGGUGACCCGGGAGCAGUGCUGCGCGCUAACGGCGGCGGGCGGCAGCCACGGCGCGAGCACCGCGUGGAGCGAGAAGGACAUGGACGCGGGCAUGCUCUUCUUCUGGAGGGUCCUCGGCGACGGCGUGCCCUGCCAGGCGUGUCGAGACUCGUGCGCGGGGGUGACCUGCGGCGCGGGGCGGCGCUGCGCCGUGCGCUGGGGCCGGCCGCAGUGCGUGUGCGCGCCCGAUUGCUCCCGCAAGCGCCUGGCCUCGCUCUACAACCCCGGGGCCGCGGGGGUGGCCUCGGGGACCUCCGGGACCGCGUCGGCGACCACCUACGCGGGGCCCACGGCCGGCCCCGUGUGCGGCUCGGACGGCCGCUCCUAUCGCUCCGCCUGCCGCCUGCUGAAGCGCGCAUGCCGCCGCCAGGACUCCAACCUCGCCGUCGCCUACGCUGGCACCUGCCAAAGCUCGUGCGAGCGCGUGCAGUGCGGGCCGGGCCGCUCUUGCGUGCAGGACCAGAACCUGUCGCCGCACUGCGUGCGCUGCGAGCGCCGCUGCCCGUCGGCCGGCCGGUCGCGCGCCGUGUGCGGGGCGGACGGCACCAACUACCCGUCGCCGUGCCACCUGAGGGAGGGGGCGUGUCGCGCCGGCAAGGCCAUCCCCGUCGCCUACCGCGGCCGCUGCCAGAGAGUGGCGACCUGCGGCGCGGUGCACUGCCGCCGGCACCAGUCCUGCCUGACGGACAUGGCGACGGGCGCGCCCCGCUGCGUCACCUGCUCGCUGCGCUGCCCCCGGGCCGGCGCGGGGAAGUCCACGGCGGUGGCGGCGGCGGGGUCGGCGGCACGGCGGCACGGCGGCAGCCGCGUAGCGCACGGCAGGCGCAGCAGCGGCGGCGGCGGCGGCGCGAGGAUCCGGGAGCUGGUCAGCCUGGACGCCGCCACCGAGCUGGUCCAGGGCGGUCCCCUCUGCGGCUCCAACAACAGGACGUACCUGUCGUGGUGCCACAUGCGCAAGGACGCGUGCGCCACGGGGUACGUCAUCGACACCAAGCACUCGGGGGUCUGCUCCGCCGGUGGCCAGGACCAGGACGCCGUCGAUGAGAGCCGACCUGGUAAGGACCCGGCCCCGCACCUCAACGCCGUGCUCGAGGGAAACACUUUUGCCUGAGUGCUUCGGCCUCACCCCGUUUUUAUACCGCGUGGGUCAUGGAAAGCGCGCGGCCAGGCUGAAAAGACACACAUAUGGGUCCUGGGUAGUCCUCUUUCCUCAGUAGCCGUAUUAUUCGUCCUUAAAAUUCGUGGUGCUAUAGAACUUGAUGAGAAGUUAGAAGACCAAAGCUUAAUCAGUUUAAGUUCAAAUUUUGUGAUGGUUUAGAAGGCGUUCGGAAGCAACGCUGCUAGAUUUUUCCUAAGCUAAACUUAAUUUUUUGUUGUUGUAAAUAUAGAGAUCGGAUUUUAACUUAUGUGAAAAGGAGAAUUCGAGGUAACUAAGACAAUUGUUUUUGUAAUACCGCUAAUAGUUUAUACUGGAAACGCCUAUUUAUUAUUUAUGUUAUUUUUAAGGGUUUUCCUUACACAAGAUCAUACAUAUCCAUGAUGGUCUUCUUAUUGUCCAUUUUGACUGAUUACGUUUUAUGUUAGUUUAUCUUACUGUACAUACGGUAGUCGCUGUAUUUCCGGUGCCAAAUGCAUGGCCUGGUGGCCAUUCUAAGCAAUAAGUCUUAUGUCCCAACUGAUCGGUUUUUGAGGAGAGGCCUCUUAUUUGACGCGUUGAUUAGCCCACUUUUACAUUGAUCUUGUGAGGAGGUAAAAGUUAGUUCUGUUUUCAAAUAAAUAAUUUAGAGAUCGCGUGUAUCCUUAGUAUGUAGCAGACAGUCGUAAGUUUCCUUUUGUUCGUCAGUAUUAAACUGUAGUAAUCAAAAGUACUGUCAAUAUUUUGAAAUCUGCAGGGAAUUAGUAGUGAUUUUGCAUGUGACGUCGGUAAAAACAAAGAAGAGUAAUAUGAUGAAGACUGCGCCUUAAUAACAUGUAUAUGUGAAAGUGCAAGGUAUUGAACAUUAAAUCCUUGAUUGACUUCCAA
Frankliniella occidentalis (western flower thrips) is the source of this 2846-nucleotide messenger RNA. RefSeq names its product follistatin (gene Fs). The record is from RefSeq and is a predicted model, not a curated record. Gene Ontology annotation, biological process: anatomical structure development. The coding region runs from base 660 to 1934 and encodes 424 amino acids. The transcript has 6 exons. Gene Ontology annotation, molecular function: extracellular matrix binding; collagen binding; calcium ion binding. Lineage: Eukaryota; Metazoa; Arthropoda; Insecta; Thysanoptera; Thripidae.